Messenger RNA from Petromyzon marinus (sea lamprey), 6736 nucleotides. Its product is annotated as fibulin-1-like. Gene Ontology annotation, molecular function: peptidase activator activity; calcium ion binding. NCBI's taxonomy places the organism in Eukaryota, Metazoa, Chordata, Hyperoartia, Petromyzontiformes, Petromyzontidae. Gene Ontology annotation, biological process: extracellular matrix organization. Gene Ontology annotation, cellular component: extracellular region. The record is from RefSeq and is a predicted model, not a curated record.
CACGGGGACAGGGAGACACGGGGACAGGGAGACACGGGGACACGGGGACAGGGAAACACGGGGAUCACGAGGACAAGGAGACGGAGACUCGCCUGCCUCGCGAUGGGACCUCGCACCGCGUGGAUGUUCGUCUUGUACGGCUCCUGCUCUCUUCUUGCCUUCACCGCAGGGCAGAAUCUGAGUUCGUGUUGCGCCUCGGGGAGAAUGCGCGCGGCUGGCGAGGGCCAGUGCUCGCAGAACGUGAGAGGAACCGCGGGUGCUGAGGACGACCCGUGCAGCGUCACGACGUUGCUGUGCUGCCUGGCCUCUGUGCGGAGAGCGGCGUGCGAGCUCGGGAUGGAGCUGGCGACACGCGGCGGCGAGACGUGCAACGCCAGCGAAGGCUGCCAGUCCUGCUGCAGCUGCUGCCGCCUGGGCAAGCAGGCCCAAGGCCUGGGCCUGGCUUGCGCGGCCCUGCCCGGCCUGGGCUCGCUGUGCGGGCAGGCGUUCGAGGCGUGCUGCCGUGGUGGGGACCGCCUGCCCCCCGUGCGGUUCGACGAACUGAGCGUGGAGGGUGGAAGCCGCGUCGCCGAAGCAACCAGGGCCCCAUCGCUCACCGCGCUGCGGACUGCCGCCCCCCUGCAAGGGAACGGACGCAGGGUGGAGCAGGAAAGCCGCUCGGGGGAUGUCGUGCGGCUGCCCUUGAACCCAUGCAAAGGGCCCCCUCGCUGCGACCACAAGUGCGAGGACGUGCGCGGGGCGGCCGUCUGCUCGUGUCUCCCGGGGUUCCAGCUGCAGGCCGACGCCAGGACCUGCGUGGAUGUGAACGAGUGUGCGGCGGUGCCAGCGCCGUGCCCGCAGGACCACCGCUGCGUCAACACGCUGGGCUCCUUCGCCUGCCAGCAGGACAGCGCCACGUGCGGGCGGGGAUUCCGUGCCAGCCCCGACGGCUCCCAGUGCCUCGACGUGGAUGAGUGCUCGUGGGGGGCAGGCCGCCCGUGCGGCCCCGCGCGCCUCUGCGUUAACACGGCCGGCGGCUUCCGCUGCGACUGCUUGCCGGGGUUCGCCUACGAAGGCAUCGGCGGGCUGUGUGUCGAUGUGAACGAGUGCAGGCAGUACCCUGGACGCCUCUGCGCGCACAGCUGUGAGAACACCCCAGGAUCCUACUACUGCACCUGCAGCCUGGGUUUCCGAUUGGCUGCCGAUGGGAGGAGUUGUGAAGACGUGAAUGAGUGCGAGGGCAACCCAUGCUCGCAGGAGUGUGCCAACGUGUACGGCUCGUACCAGUGCUACUGCCGUCGCGGAUUCCGUCCCAGCGAGAGCAACCCCAGGGCCUGUGAAGACAUUGACGAGUGCACGCUGUUCUCCGGCGGGAACCUGUGCACCCACCGCUGCCUCAACUCAAUCGGCAGCUUCCAAUGCACCUGCCCCGAGCCGGGCUAUACCGUGGCCAACGGCGGCCGCGGCUGUCAAGACAUCGACGAGUGUGCCACGCACAGGCACAACUGCUCGGCCACAGAGACGUGCUUCAACGUGCAGGGCGGAUUCCGGUGCCUGUCCUUCCGGUGCCCCCCCAACUACCGCCACAUGGGCGAGAGGGCGGACCCCCGCAAGACCGAGUCACUCCGCUGCCUGAAGCUCGACUGUGCCGUGACGGACGGCGCCUGCUGGACCGACCCCGUGAGCGCCAUUUCCUUCACCUUCAUCUCGCUGCCGGCGUACCCCGACCUGCAGGCACCAGAAGGUGUGAUUUACCUGCGGGUGGCGUCGCCCGCCAUCCCCACGGCGACGGAGCUGGACGUGUCGUUCCGCAUCACGGAGGGGAACGAGCUGGGGCUGUUCGACGUCAUCAAGACGGAGGAGAACGGCGUCUCGACGGGCAAGGUGCGGCUCCUGCGCUCAGUGACGGGGCCCGUGUCCACCGUGCUGCGGCUGGAGAUGGACUACCAGCGGGGGAGGGCGCUAUCGCACCGCAACGUGGUCUACGCGCAUGUCUACCUCUCCCCCUACUGGUUCUGAGGUCCCGGGGUGCGACGAUCGCCGUCCCCCCCACCGCCCCACCUCCCCCUCGACGAUGGUGAUGAUGAUCCGUAAUAGAGGUUUUCUUCUGGUUAGAUCGUUGUAAAUAUGAGUGUCGUUAAACCCGCCACCACCCGACACAGGCAAUUGGUAAGGUUUGUCACGUAACAAAACGUGCCAAUUGGUUACUAGUUCAGCACACCGGUGCGUUGGAGAGUAAACCCACAUUUACAAUUCGAGUACCACGACGUUUCAUGAUGAUGUCGAACAGAGGAAUAGCGAUGACGAUAUUAACCCUUUCCCCUUCUGAGACAUCUGCAAGUUUUGUAGGGUGGGCGUCCCGUUUACCGCUGAAUCGUAGAGCACGCAAGCGGCUCAGCGUCUAUUUUAUUUAGAGAGGCGUAGCGCCGUUGUUUUUUUAAAGACAUUGUACUCACUGCAGAGAAGUGUAGCAACACAACCGCACUCUAUGAUAGUUGGCGUCAAACUGUGCCACACGCCCUCCCACGUGGCCUUGUCGGAGCCUCGGUACCGAUAAAGUUAUUUUAUUUUUUUCUUCCGGUUUCGUUUUGAUGAUGCACAUGAACGUCAUCGGAACAGAAUCAGAAAAGCAAAUGACAUAAAACUACAAUGAUUUUAAAUUAGACGUUUAAAUAUACAUUCGCUCGUUAUGUAUGUACGUAUGUUGAACUUCUCUCGUACCGCACGUAGCCAACUGUGAUAACCAGAGGUGCUCCAUGGGGAAGACAACAAACUACAGGAGUCGGCCUCAAUGAGACCGGGGAUGACACCGAUGGUUGGAGUCGUGAUAUUGGCGGCGGCCUAGCGUGGAGAAUAUUUGAGGGUGCAAAACAUUCAUUAGUCAGAGGGAUAUACGCCCCCGUUGCGCGGAACUGCUCCGCGUAUGAUAGGCAAGUUUCCUUACCCUCCUCUGUCGAGCCAACAGAAUAAACGGGUUCGCCCGCGGUCAGUCGCUCGGCAGGCCGCGCGCCAAACCAAGAAGAGUAGGCCAGUAAUACCCCCGUAGAGUCCAGAAGAUGCUCCCCUCUGGUUACGAGAGGACCUUCCGUCGGCAGGUGGCGUAAGCGUGCAGUUCCGGGGCUGCGCUUUAUCCUUUAACUUUUACCCUCCCAUCCCGACGCGCCCCCCUCCGCCACCGACCAUACUUGUGCGCCAGCCCGGGACGGGGUGUAAACUGUUACAGCUGGGGCUUGGCCGUAACAAUUUCCGCCGCUCAGUUUUCGGCGAUGACAGCAGAGGCUGCCGGCCGUGUGUUGACGCGCGGUGAACGGCGAAGUAGUUUUUUUUCUUCCCGCCAAAAAAAUAUACAUAACCGGGGAAGGAAGGAGAAACGCCACGCUCGGAGGGACCCCCCCCCCCCCUUCCCCCCCCUACUUGUGAAUAUCUCGGGCGCCAAGUGACGACGGCGUUGUUGUUACAGCUCGCUGUGGGCGAGACGACAGCGGAUUUCAAAAUAAUAACGGCCCGGCACGUGAAAACUUCGCCGAAUUCCAAAAUACGCCGUGCGUCAAAGGGUGCAGAGCGCGUUCAUCGCGAGCACAUUUUCUGUGAUCACGGUUGCCUAAAGGCCCACGAAUGCCAACUGCCCAGCAACGGAUGGACGGCACUAUUAAACCAUUUUUUAUUUUACCAGUUGAAGCCCACUGAGCUGUUGGCUCUCGUUUUAGAGGCGGCCUGGCCACGCAUGAUAGCUCACCGUAGCGACUGAUAUCGUCACAUGCGGAAAUGUAUAGUCAUAGCCGAAUAGUAACAUAAUAAUCUAAACUCGUGUUUUUGUUAAACGUGGCAGGGGGGUGGGGGAAACCGGAGGUACUAGGAGAUAAAUCCACGCGACCACCACGGGGAGAGAGAGAACAAGCAGGCUUCAAAUAUACAACAGGCAUCGUCAGGGUCCAGGAUCGAACCCACGACCUGCAUGCGAGGAGAGCGAGAUCACAUCUCAUUGCGUACGUACGUCGAAUUUCCUUUCGCGCCAUACGUAGCCACAAGUGCUAAUCGGAGGUGCGAGAAAAUGUGCCUCCCUCACAUAUUUGUUGUACCUCCACAGAAAAAAACUUUAAAAUUAUGUACUCAUCCCAUCAGCGGACACGGCCUUCUGGAAAGUACAUCAUAAAUUCAGCAGUUCUGGACCGGUUUCGACCGGGCGAAGGCGACAACACGUUCCUUGAAUUUAACAUGAACUUGGGAAAAGGUAGUCAAGGAGGAGGAGGAGUGUUGUGCCCUGUGGUGCGGUGGUGGAUGAGGUGAAACGGUCCGGUAGGCCGAGUUCUCAACACAGCUGGAAGGAAUCAUUUGAGUGAAGUCCAUGGGAACGGUAACCAUGGUAGUAGCUAUAGCGGAGUGACAAAGGAGCCGAACCAUAUACUAAAACUAUAUAUCCGUGUAAUUCUAACAAAAUAUAAUUUACACUGCAAUUAACAAUACAUAUAUAAAGCGUAUGGUAAGUUAUGAACCGUUGUAGCUGCUUGUAUGGACCGAGUGUUCACGCGACGCGUUGGGUGGACUUUGCAGUCUCGGGACCUUGUGACACGGGGACCGUCUUCGCCGGGGGUUCUCACUCCAGAUUGGAACCAUGGUGGGGGGGGGCGGGAGGGGGCAUGAACUAACGUAAAGGGGGGCACGCCCACACAACCCCAUGAGGGACGUACGUUCGUGCGUUGAACUUCGUUCUCACUGUACGUAGCCAGCCGUGCUAUUUGGGAGGUGCAGAAGGGAAUGGACAACAAGUGAGAGUCGAGGAGAUGGAGCGGCGGGGUCUCAACAGUGCAACCGCCGUGUUUGCGUCUGGCAGGAGGAAGGAAGCGAUGGCGAUGUGCGGAGACAUCCACGGUUAUGGCCACACCGACCUCUCUAACUUGAACGCGAAUGCCUCCCCCAGCUUUCCUCUGAUUUGGGGGGCACCGGAGCGGAGGUGGUGCUGUUAAUUUCGGGGGGGGGGGGGGACGGAGCCAUGGGUCCUUGUUUUCCACCAGGGACAAUGGGUUUUUUUUCCCCCGAGAAGCUGUGUUUUUGGGUAGCGGUGUGUGCGUCCCAGUCAACCCAUCAUGACAUCUGGGUCUGUCCGCGUGACCUCCUGCCACGGAGCCUUCGACGCUUCACGUGGCCUCAACGUGCACCUAGCCUGGCACAAACGCCGCGGCGAUGUAAGCGUCACUCGGUGGCGAACCGCGGCUGUUGCUGCACGAUCAGAAUAGGCCCCGGUGUAAGGGGUGAAACGUGGCCCCCUCGGUGCAAUUAACCGCUGCCGCCCCAUCCCCGCUCCACCGCCCGCCACCCCAGCGUCUGGACCGCGGCAGCCCCUAAGCGCCCCUGCGCGGUUGCGCCGCCUGCACACUCGAAAAGCUGCGCCGCGGAUUUUGGGCAACGGUUGUUGUGCACCGACAGUGCCAACGCUGGGCCCCCGUUGGGCUCCUUGGCCAGUACCGCUUUGCAGAAUGUUUCUCCACUUUGUAGACAAACUCAAGACAAUCGUGAAUGUAGUGUUGUUUAUAGAGAGACUCUUAAAAGGUCAGCUAGGCGUACGGCCGUUUGUAAGCAUUGUUUUGAUUAUCUGGCUUUUUUUUUCGAAAGAAGGAAGUGUUGCUUUAAAUUUGUUUGUUAUUAAGCUUGCUUUUACCCAGGAAAGUGAUUCUCAAAUGUUUGUUUUUCAAGAUAAUUCACGUUUUUCACACACGGGGGGGCGAUGUUGCUGUUGUAAUCCCACUUGAGUAGUUUGUCGGGAAUGUUUUUUUUUGUUACAUUGGGAUGUUUUACCAAUACCAGUUAAUACUUAACUAUUUUAAUAUUACCAGUUAAGGCCCACUGAGCUAUGCAGCUCUGUUUUCAGAAGCGACCUUGCUACGCGUGAUAUUGUUCCUAAAUGUAGAGAGGAAAACCGGAGGACCAGACCACGGGGAGGACAUGCUCCAAAUAUACAGCAGCAGGCGUCAGGGUCAGGAUUGAACCCACGACCUCCUGUGUAACAGGCUAGGGAGUUAACAUCUCCUAGCCACCGCGGCGCCUCUUACGUUGAGUGUUUUAUUAGCUAUGGGAAGGAACCAAAACACCGGAGGAAAUCCAUACAGAACGGAGGGAGAAUCAAACCCAGGCCCCUCUUGCUGUGAGUCACAAGUGUUACCGCAUCGCCGCCAUGCCGCCCAAUGUGAGCAGGACCUCUCUUGGAAAUACAUCUUGAGACUCUUUCCUGGAUGAAACAAUGGGACUGCUAUGAGACGUAACGUACAAUGUUUUAGAAAUGCAUCUUUUAAAAAAAAUACCAAUAUAUUUUUGUUGGAAGAAAAAUAAGCACUGCUUAAGCAUAUAACGUAUCUUAUUUACAAAGAACGCACAUAUAUAUAGAAAAAUAUUAGUUUAUAUGUAUGGACAAUUUUAGAAGGAAAAGUGGCAUAUACAUAUUAAUUACAGCACUACUAUUGCACAGCUUUUUGUUGUAUGAGCACAGUCCUAUUUUAAAUUAAAUGCAAGGUUGUGCCUUAGCCAAUGCUGCUAUUACAAUACAGUAUACACUUUAUAAAGCUUAACAAAAAAAUGCUGCUAAAUAAUUGAAUAGAGAAUAAUAUUAUCGUUGCUAUACAUUGUCUCGUAUAUCACGUCACCAUUGCCAUUGGUAAAACACCACAAUAAUUACGCAUGUAGAACGUCGCAAUGUUACCAUUGUACAUGUAAUGUGGCGUCAAAUUGAAUCCCUUCACAAAUAAAAUCUUUCACUAUUCUGCAA